Molecule: messenger RNA, 2007 nt
Organism: Neurospora tetraspora
Lineage: Eukaryota; Fungi; Ascomycota; Sordariomycetes; Sordariales; Sordariaceae
Product: peptidase M24, structural domain-containing protein
Exons: 6
Coding region: 1-2007 (668 amino acids)
Molecular function (GO): metalloaminopeptidase activity
Source: RefSeq, a predicted model, not a curated record
AUGGCUCAAAAUGGAAAAGAUCCAUCCCGUCGUGUGACCAGAACGUUGCAACGUGCUUCCACUUCCAUUGCUAUGGGAUCUUCCGUUGCCCCUCAAGGUCCCGUCCACCAACUACGCCCAAAGUUAUUCCAACAUCUUAAAGCCACUUCGGACGAAGAGAGCAUGACUGUCAACACAACCGAUCGUUUGGUCGCUCUGCGGUCUCUCAUGAAGGAGCGCAAUGUUGAUAUCUAUGUUGUCCCCUCAGAAGACAGCCAUGCCUCCGAGUACAUUGCCACAUGCGACGCCCGCCGUGCUUUCAUCUCGGGAUUCACUGGCUCUGCCGGAACAGCAGUCGUCACGCUAGACAAGGCCGCUUUGGCCACGGAUGGCCGUUACUUCAACCAGGCUUCUAAGCAGUUGGAUGAGAACUGGCACUUGCUCAAGACCGGGCUCCAAGAUGUCCCCACCUGGCAAGAAUGGACAGCAGACGAAUCCGCUGGCGGAAAGACUGUCGGCAUCGAUCCCACUCUGAUUUCCCCAGCGGUGGCCGACAAACUCAAUGGCGAUAUCAAGAAGCACGGCGGCGCAGGAUUGAAGGCCAUCACCGAAAACCUAGUAGAUCUUGUAUGGGGAGAUAGCCGGCCACCUCGUCCCAGCGAGCCAGUCUUCUUGCUUGGCGCCAAGUACUCAGGAAAGGGCUCAGCAGAGAAGCUCACAGACCUGCGCAAGGAGCUUGAGAAGAAGAAGGCCGCUGCUUUCGUCGUGUCCACGCUCGACGAGAUCGCGUGGCUUUUCAACUUGCGCGGCAACGAUAUUCCAUACAACCCCGUCUUCUUCUCUUACGCCAUCGUUACAAAAGACAGCGCAACCUUGUACGUCGAUGAGUCGAAAUUGAACGACGAGGUCAAGCAAUACUUGGCUGAGAAUGGCACCGAGAUCAAGCCUUACACCGACCUCUUCAAGGACACUGAGGUACUUGCGAAUGCUGCCAAGAGCACCAGCGAGUCGGACAAGCCCACAAAGUACCUGGUCUCCAACAAAGCCUCUUGGGCUCUCAAGCUGGCAUUGGGCGGCGAAAAGCACGUGGACGAGGUCAGGAGUCCUAUUGGGGACGCAAAGGCCAUCAAGAACGAGACGGAACUUGAAGGCAUGAGGAGGUGUCACAUCCGUGACGGCGCCGCCCUAAUCAAGUUCUUCGCCUGGCUUGAGGAUCAGCUAAUCAACAAGAAGGCUAAGCUGGAUGAGGUGGAGGCCGCUGACCAGCUGGAAAAGUUCAGAAGCGAGCAAUCCGACUUUGUUGGUCUUUCCUUUGACACUAUUUCUUCCACGGGGCCAAAUGGCGCAAUCAUCCACUACAAGCCCGAAAGGGGGUCCUGCUCUGUGAUUGACCCUAAUGCUAUCUAUCUCUGCGACUCGGGCGCACAGUUUUAUGACGGAACAACGGAUGUCACAAGAACACUACAUUUCGGCCAACCAACCGAUGCCGAGAGGAAGUCUUACACUCUGGUUCUCAAGGGAAACAUGGCUCUAGACACUGCGGUAUUCCCCAAGGGAACUAGUGGUUUCGCUUUGGAUGCCUUGGCCCGCCAAUUCCUCUGGAAAUACGGCCUUGACUACCGCCACGGAACCGGCCACGGAGUGGGGUCUUUCCUGAACGUUCACGAAGGGCCCAUUGGCAUUGGCACUAGGAAGGCAUACAUCGAUGUCCCUCUGGCUCCUGGCAACGUGCUGUCUAUCGAGCCCGGUUACUACGAGGAUGGCAACUACGGAAUCCGCAUUGAGAACCUGGCCAUCGUUCGCGAAGUGAAGACUGAGCACCAAUUCGGCGACAAGCCGUAUUUGGGCUUCGAGCAUGUCACCAUGGUUCCAUACUGCAGGAAGCUGAUUGACGAGAGCCUGCUGACGCAGGAAGAGAAGGACUGGCUGAAUAAGUCCAACGAGGAGAUCAGGAAGAACAUGGCAGGCUACUUUGAUGGAGAUCAGCUCACGACGGAAUGGCUGCUACGGGAAACGAGCCCAUUCUAA